Messenger RNA from Erigeron canadensis, 3120 nucleotides. Its product is annotated as WD repeat-containing protein 3. The transcript is spliced from 12 exons. The record is from RefSeq and is a predicted model, not a curated record. Lineage: Eukaryota; Viridiplantae; Streptophyta; Magnoliopsida; Asterales; Asteraceae. Gene Ontology annotation, cellular component: small-subunit processome; Pwp2p-containing subcomplex of 90S preribosome. Gene Ontology annotation, biological process: maturation of SSU-rRNA. Gene Ontology annotation, molecular function: protein binding; snoRNA binding. Bases 54 to 2939 code for a protein of 961 amino acids.
UUAAACCCUAGUCAGCGGCCUGUCCACUAAAACCCUCUCCCGAAGUUCUCGCAAUGGUGAAAUCGUAUCUCCGAUACGAACCGGCGGCGGCGUUCGGUGUAAUUACUUCAAUUGACUCUAACAUCACUUUCGAUACUUCCGGCAAACAUUUACUAGCCCCGGCGCUUGAAAAGAUCGCUGUUUGGCAUAUCCGUCAAGGCGUUUGCGCCAAAACACUUUCGCCGUCAACUCAAACUCGUGGUCCGUCUAUCGCCGUUACGUCUAUUGCAGCUGUUCCAUCUUCUUCUUCUCUGAUAGCUAGUGGGAAUGCUGAUGGAAGUAUAAGAAUUUGGGAUUAUGAGAGAGGAACCUGCGAGACCACAUUGAAUGGGCACAAAGGGGCUACUACAGUUCUGCGGUUUAACAAGUCAGGAUCAUUACUUGCUUCCGGAAGCAAAGACAAUGACAUUGUUUUAUGGGAUGUUAUUGGUGAAGUUGGACUUUUUCGACUACGUGGCCAUCGUGACCAGGUUACUGAUCUCGCUUUCUUGGAUUCUGGUAAAAAACUUGUUAGUGCAUCUAAGGACAAGUUUUUAAGGGUUUGGGAUCUUGACACCCAACAUUGUACACAAAUAAUUGGUGGUCAUCACAGUGAAAUUUGGUCCAUCGAUGUUGAUGCUGAUCAGAGAUAUUUAGUGACUGGAUCAGCUGAUUCAGAGCUCAGAUUUUAUACCAUAAAACAUGAAAUUACAGAUGGUCAAUCUGUAUCGAAAACUAGUCCAACUGAUACUGAUGGUAGAGAUUCAUCUGUUGAAAGCAAAUGGGAAAGUUUGAAGUUUUUUGGUGAAAUCCAACGACAAAGCAAAGAUCGUGUUGCAACAGUUAGAUUUAACAAGUCUGGCAACCUUCUAGCUUGUCAAGUUGCAGGGAAGACAGUGGAGAUAUAUCGUGUAUUGGAUGAGACAGAAGCGAAACGUAAAGCAAAAAGAAGAACAAAUCGAAAAAAAGAAAGGAAAUCAUCUAAAACAAUUGACGCUGCCAAUAGUGGAAACAUAGACAAUGAAUUAAAAGAUGAUGGAAACCUGACCAUGGUUACAGUCCCUGAUGUAUUUAAGCUUUUGGAGACUCUUAGAGCUAACAAGAAAAUAUGUUCUAUGUCAUUCUCUCCCGUUACGUCCAAAAAGUCGCUAGAUACUUUAGCAUUGUCGUUAAACAACAAUUUGCUGGAGGUGUAUUCAAUAGAUAGCAGCUCAACCCCAAAAACAAGUGCUAGCAGCUCUAUUUCAAAAUCAAGUGCAAUUGAGCUUCAAGGUCAUCGUUCUGAUGUUAGAAGUGUUACGCUUAGCUCAGACAGCACACUUUUAAUGUCAACAAGUCAUAAUGCUGUGAAGAUUUGGAAUCCAAGUACUGGUUCUUGUCUUCGAACUAUCGAUUCAGGAUAUGGGCUAUGUAGUUUGUUUGUUCCUGGUAACAAGUAUGCUGUAAUUGGCACAAAAAGCGGGGAUCUUGAAAUUAUUGACGUGAGAAGUAGCACUACUGUUGAAGUAGUGAAAGCUCAUACGGGCUCUGUUCAAUCAAUUGUUCCCACACCAGAUGGUGGCGGUUUUGUCACUGGGAGCAUAGAUCGUGAUAUUAAGUUUUGGGAGUAUGAAACCACAAAAGUUCCUGGUCAGGAUUUGGUGAAUCUUACAGUGACCAAUGUGAGGACAUUACCAAUGAAUGAUGAUGUUAUAGUGGUUUCUGUGAGCCCUGAUGGGAGGCAUAUAGCGGCCGCAUUAUUGGAUUGCACUGUGAAGGUCUUCUACAUGGAUACUCUGAAAUUUUUCCUUACAUUGUAUGGUCACAAGCUUCCAGUAUUGUGUAUGGAUAUGUCAUCUGAUGGGGAUCUUAUUGUUACUGGUUCUGCUGACAAAAACUUGAAAAUAUGGGGUUUGGACUUUGGUGACUGUCACAAGUCUAUAUUUGCACAUGCCGAUAGUGUAACAGCAGUGAAGUUUGUUCAGAACACCCAUUACAUGUUCAGUGUCGGGAAAGACCGGCUGGUAAAAUACUGGGAUGCUGAUAAAUUUGAGUUACUUUUAACCCUAGAAGGCCAUCAUGCUGAAGUUUGGUGUGUCUCUAUCAGUCACCGUGGUGAUUUUCUUGUCACAGGGUCUCAUGAUCGAUCAAUUCGACGUUGGGACCGUACUGAAGAACCCUUUUUUCUCGAGGAAGAGAAAGAGAAGAGAUUGGAAGAAAUGUUUGAGGCUGACCUUGACAACUCCUUAGAAAACAGAUAUUUGCCUCAGCAAGAACUUCCAGAGGAGGGGGCUGUAGCUGUAGCUGGAAAAAAAACUCAAGAAACUUUAUCAGCAACUGAUUCAAUUAUUGAAGCAUUAGAUAUUGCAGUAGAAGAAUUGAAACGAAUUGCUGAACACGAGGCGGAAAAGAGGAGGGGAAAAACUGCAGAGUUUCGAUCUAAUAUUAUUAUGCUGGGGCUUUCUCCAUCCGAGUAUAUCCUCCUAGCAGUCUCAAAAGUUCAUACGAAUGACCUUGAGCAGACGUUAUUGGCUCUGCCAUUUGCAGAUGCUUUGAAUCUUUUAUCAUAUUUAAAAGAGUGGUCCUCGAAUCCUGAUAAGGUUGAGCUGGUUUGCAGGAUCGCCACGGUGUUACUGCAGUUGCAUCAUAAUCAGCUUGUUGCUACCACAAGCUCCAGACCUGUUCUGGCUGUGUUGAGAGAUAUACUUCAUGCUAGAGUUAAGGAAUGCAAGGAUACUCUUGGAUUCAAUCUGGCAGCUAUGGAUCACCUCAGGCAAUUAAUGGCUUCAAAAUCUGAUGCACCUUUCCAAGAUGCAAAGGAAAAAUUACUCGAAAUACGCUCACAGCAGUCGAAACGUGUUGAAGCAAGGGCAGACAUGAAAAGUGAGAGGAGGAAGAAGAAGAAGAAGCAAAAGAAGGAUGAUGGGCACGUGUGGUCUUAAUUUGCGGCUAUGCUUUCCUAUGAUGGCCUGUGACAACUUUCAUCCUUAUGUUUGUUGUGACAUAAAUGUAUAAAGUUUUAAUUUAAUUAUAUUCAACCAAAUAUUUUGUUGCCCCAAAUUUUGUAGUUGGAGACAAGUCUGAUGAGAAAUUUAUGAAAGUUACUUUGCGCCUUUUUGGACA